UUUCCACAAAACCAUGCCUCCUCUAAGCUCUCUCCUCACUUUUCCAACAAUCCCUCCAUAUAAGGGCUCAUGCUGAGAUCAUAUGACCAAUAUGGUUCCUCUUGAUUCCUCACCCCUUUUAGGCGUUUUCAGCUACGGCGGUUGCAGCGGUGGCCGAGGCGGUUUCACGAAGGCAGAGAUGAUCAGAGAAGCAACAAUAAACAAUCAAGAUUCUAGUGGAGAAACAUGCUCCGUCUCCGAUCCAAUAGCAUACAUGUCCUCCCCUCAGGACAACAAAGACGAUGGAUCCGCAUCAAGGAACGCCGUCGUUUCUUGUAUUGACAUAGAAGAUAACAAAGAUAAAUCUUGGCUCCGCUUAGGUAUAGGACCUGAAGAAAACACCAACAACACGGCGUCGUAUAAGCUCCAACGUUGUUGUAGCAAAAACGCACGUGGGAGAGAAAACUCGUUAGAGCUCAGUUUGUUUACCUCAACCUCCACCGCGGCAGGAGCGUUUAGUAGUAGUGUAGAAGAUCACCGGCAGCCGCAGCAACCGCAGCAGCCUCCAUAUUGUCAUGAUCAAUUGCUAACGAUGCGCGGAGCGUCGUUGGUUUACAAUCAUCAAUUAACUCGGCCACAAACUUUGAUCAACGCCGCGUUUUCGUUUCCAUCUUCAACGCCAUGGAUACCUCAAUAUACGGCGCCAUGUAGACCAUCAUCAUUAGGAAUGAUGAGUGAGCGUAACGUUAUUAACAAUAACAAUGUUACACGGAGUUGUUGUGUGGAAGAGGGAGGAGCUGGACCAAGCUCGGAGUUUAGGGUUCUUGAUCCUCCAAGAAGACCACAUUCUGGUCUUUGGUUUCUUCUUCAAGCUUCACAAUUUCAGGAAAAGGAACCGUUUUUGCCUCAAGUUAAUAAACGCUACUUGAGAAUCAAAGACGGGAAAAUCACAGUUAGAUUGCUAAUUAAGUACCUUAUGAAGAAGCUUCAACUGGAUAGUGAAUCUGAGAUAGAGAUAAGAUGCAGAGGACAACAAUUAUCGCCGUUGUUGACGAUGCAGCAUGUAAGAGAUACAAUAUGGAGUCCAAAAUUAUCUUCCUCCCCGUCAUUCACCUCGCUUCGGGAUUCAUCAACUAGUGAUCAUGUCAUGGUUUUGCACUAUGGUAGGACUCCUUAAUGUUUAAUUUAUUUAAUAGUUUUGCUCUCCAUGUAACGAUCAUACACAAUUGUGUACCUAUCGAGUUUUCAAUAUCCAUCUUUUU
This is a messenger RNA of Brassica oleracea var. oleracea, 1241 nucleotides long. RefSeq lists its product as uncharacterized. Gene Ontology annotation, biological process: multicellular organism development. The coding region runs from base 83 to 1156 and encodes 357 amino acids. The transcript has 4 exons. NCBI's taxonomy places the organism in Eukaryota, Viridiplantae, Streptophyta, Magnoliopsida, Brassicales, Brassicaceae. The record is from RefSeq and is a predicted model, not a curated record.